Molecule: messenger RNA, 2362 nt
Organism: Drosophila willistoni
Lineage: Eukaryota; Metazoa; Arthropoda; Insecta; Diptera; Drosophilidae
Gene: Wee1
Product: wee1-like protein kinase
Exons: 5
Coding region: 167-1942 (591 amino acids)
Biological process (GO): protein phosphorylation; mitotic cell cycle
Cellular component (GO): nucleus
Molecular function (GO): ATP binding; non-membrane spanning protein tyrosine kinase activity; magnesium ion binding
Source: RefSeq, a predicted model, not a curated record
AUCUGGCAACACUCUACGCAUAGAAACGCUUCGCUACUGCUACAUUCCUUUACUGUAAAAUUGUUAUUAUUGUUGAGCAUUCUUUUUUUUUUUAGUUAGUAGAAAGUGUUCAGUGAGAUUGUGUCAAUAGUAAUUACGAGAAAAUUGAAAUUGAUUUAAAGAAAAAAUGGCUUUUCGCCAGCCAGAACAACUGGACUCCAGUGUGGAAAUGCGAUCCCGUUCGCCAUCGCCAUCAACGCAAGUGUUUCAUCCACGUAAAUUGCGUUUUGCUGAUGAAGAUUUUGACAAGGACUCUGCAGACAAGGAAGACGAGGGCGAGAGUCCGCAGUUUAAGAAACGGCCAGCGACAGAUGUUCCAGAUAUAUCCAUGUCGCCUCCAUGCCAAAAAGUCCAAGCUCUGCGCCUCUUUAGCACACCAGCCACACCAAAGACCAUAUUGACCCAAUGCAGCAAUCAUUUGUCAGCAGCCGCAGCCGCUGUCAAUGCCUCACGUCGUGAGGAUUUAGUCCGUCUGACAGAACGACCGCGUUGCCUGCCACUGCACAAUCGAAAUAUGCAAGCUCAUCCCCAGGAUACGGCUAAUGUGAAUCCCUUUACACCAGACAGUCUCUUGGCACACAAUAAGAAACGCUGUCGAACCCAAUUCGGACGUGAGAAUCUCAAUGUGAAUGCCAUGCAAAAGUAUUUGCUGAGCGACAACUGUGAUGACGACGGUUCUGCCAGCGCCGAUGGUGGUAACGAUUCCCAGCGUGAAUUCAGCCAACAGGCUCCGAAACGUUUGGCCCUUCAUGACACGAACAUCAGUCGUUUCAAGCGGGAAUUCAUGCAGGUCAGCGUCAUUGGAGUUGGUGAAUUUGGAGAGGUAUUUCAGUGUGUGAAUCGCUUGGAUGGCUGCAUUUAUGCCAUUAAGAGAAGCAAGAAACCCGUUGCUGGUAGCUCUUUCGAAAAACGAGCGCUCAACGAAGUUUGGGCACAUGCUGUUCUGGGCAAGCAUGACAAUGUGGUACGUUAUUAUUCAGCCUGGGCAGAAGAUGACCAUAUGCUGAUACAGAAUGAAUAUUGCGACGGCGGCAGUCUGCAAUCACGCAUCCAGCAGCAUCCGCUGGGUGAAUCCGAGCUAAAAAUUCUACUAAUGCAUGUCAUUGAGGGCCUACGCUAUAUACACUCAAAUGAUUUGGUUCACAUGGAUCUUAAGCCAGAAAAUAUUUUCUCCACCAUGAAUCCAAUGGCCCACAAAAUGGGUGGUGAUACACAGGCACAAAAUCCAAGCAAAGAUGAAGAUGGCGAUGGCAUGGAUAGUGUCUAUGAAGAAUUGCGUAAUUCUGAAAAUUUGGUUACAUACAAAAUCGGUGAUUUGGGUCAUGUGACCUCGGUGAAGGAACCGCAUGUCGAAGAGGGCGAUUGUCGUUAUUUACCCAAAGAAAUAUUGCAUGAGGACUAUGCGAGUCUAUUCAAGGCUGACAUAUUCUCAUUGGGCAUCACCCUCUAUGAGGUGGCCGGAGGCGGACCGUUGCCCAAGAAUGGCCCAGAAUGGCAUAAACUAAGAGAUGGUGAUGUUCCAUCAUUACCAGCCUUAAGCAAAGAUUUCAAUGAAUUAAUUGCCCAAAUGAUGCAUCCAAAUCCUAAUAAAAGACCCACCUCACAAUCUAUAUUCAAUCAUCCAAUUCUCAGCGCUGUUGACUCCAAGAGUAAACUGCAAUUGGGCCUGGAGCUGACUGUAGAGAAGCGUAAAAAUGAAAUCCUAAUGAACAAGCUACGGGAGGCAAAGAAACAAAUUAAACUUUUGGAACAAAAAGUUACUGUUCUGGCUGUGGCAAAUACUCCAGAAAGUCUCGAGGGUCAGCGAUGUUUGCGUUCGUUUACCCGACGAAUGCGUACACCUUUCUCCUCCGAUCGAAACAAAAAUCAAUUAUCACCAUUGUUUGAUAAACUUGUAUCAUAGAAAAGAGGACAAAUAAUGAGAAAAUACAAAAAGUUAAAUCAACCGACAGAUCUUUACUCUGCCAGCCAAAACUCUUCCCAAUUCGACGUGAACUAAAAGCUCACAAAAUUGUGUUAAUUUUUUAAGCAUGUAUAUUUGUAAGUUCAUCUCUUCUCUGCCCACCAAAGAAAGAAAAGAAGAAACACUAAAUAUUACGACCAUCCCACCCAACCACUCAAUCAUUUCAUCAAUGUGAAUUUCCUUUUUAUUUUCUUUUUUUGGCAGAACUCUAUGAAAAUUUCUAUGUUAAGAAAUCGCCUCACUCACACACACACACACACACAAAAGCGUGCCCCAUGGUGGAAUUAAAGACUAAGUAUAGUCCUGUAAAACCUGUAAAUUAGUAUUACACUAAAAAUAUUUAUUAUGUUACAAUGAAAA